AUGUCGGUUGUUGAUCUAGGUCGUCUACAAGAUUUACAACACACUAGACAUUCGAUAACACUUUCUAAUGGCAAGCGCCUUGUUCUCUUUCGCCUGCCAAGAAUUGAUCGGCCGGAUGUAACGCUACCAGCUGUGGAAAGUUCAGAUUCAUGGAAUUACUAUGCAAUGGAGGCAGAAUGUCCUCACGCCGGUGGGCCAAUGGCAGAUGCUCACAUAGACAUCGAAGACUCGUCCUACAUUGCCUCUUGCCCGUGGCAUGCGUAUGACUUCAACGUAGAGACUGGUGAGUCUAGUUAUGGCAUCAAAGCUUGCACGUUCCCGGUCACUAUACAAGAUGAAAGAGUGAGCAUACAAAUUUCAGGAACCGAAAAUCUACAACUCGACAAGAUCGAGCCCGUCAGCGAGAAAGUGAAAUUCAAGCAUGGCCCCAGAACUGAUCCUUCAGGUCCUGCAACGUAUCUUGGUGAGGAUGCGAGCCUAUGCGAUUGGUGCAAUCAUAUUCUAAAUACCUCCAAUCCCGAGCACAAGAUCGAACUCACAACACAUCUCUUCUCCUUAUUUGCAACACGUGAACAAUCUUCUUCGCUCAUGGAGAUCGGGGCUGGUACUGUGAUUCCUCCCCAGGAACCGCCAAGACAAAACUUAACCCAAGUGAAACCGGGGCAGAUGCCCAGAGCUGGCAAGGGAGGGAACCUUAAAAACAGGAUCAUGAUGCUCCACGCUCUGGCAAACAUUGAGCAGUGGGCCAUCGAUCUCGCUAUCGAUAUCAUGGUCCGGUUUGCUUCGUUUCAAACAACAACGCAGGAUGAGAACGGCCACCCACGUCCACUACCGCGAACGUUUUUCUAUGACUGGCUUAAGGUUGCGAAUGAUGAGGCGAAACAUUUCUCUUUACUACGAGCAAGGUUAGAGGAGAUGGGGAGCCAUUUCGGUGCUUUGCCGGUCCACCACGGUUUAUGGGAAUCUGCCGUAAGAACAUCGCACGACCUGCGCGCAAGGAUAAGCGUCAUCGCACUCGUCCACGAAGCUCGCGGCCUCGAUGUUAAUCCCAAGACGAUCGAAAAGUUCCAAAAUGCUAGAGAUGACGAAAGCGUUGAUGCAUUAAACGUUAUUCACAACGACGAGAUUACGCAUGUCACUACGGGGCAUAGAUGGCUCACUUGGAUUUGCCAACAAGAGGGCACCGAUCCCGUUCAAGUCUUCCGAAGCAACGUACAGCAACACUUUAGAGGAGCCGUGAGAGGUCCGUUCAAUGCUGAGGCCCGACAACAGGCUGGUAUGGAUAAGAGCUAUUAUGAAGACCUCCAGGGGUUGCCGUGGAAAGGUGAUGUUAUCGCUGGUGGUUGA
Molecule: messenger RNA, 1347 nt
Organism: Daldinia childiae
Lineage: Eukaryota; Fungi; Ascomycota; Sordariomycetes; Xylariales; Hypoxylaceae
Exons: 1
Coding region: 1-1347 (448 amino acids)
Molecular function (GO): 2 iron, 2 sulfur cluster binding
Source: RefSeq, a predicted model, not a curated record